Molecule: messenger RNA, 459 nt
Organism: Staurois parvus
Lineage: Eukaryota; Metazoa; Chordata; Amphibia; Anura; Ranidae
Source: the annotation of a GenBank genome assembly
GGUGCACUGUGUCCCUCGGACACAGCGGAUCACCGAUCCACAGAGCCGAAGAUGUCGGCUUGGUCAUGUGAUCAGCUGUGUCCAAUCACAGCUGAUCACAUGGGACAUGUACACUGAUCAUCAGAGCACUGAGUGUAGCCCCAGCAGUGCCACCUGUUAGUGUCUAUCAGUGCCAGCUGUCAGUGCUCAUCAGUACCAUGUGUCAGUGCCACAUCAAUGCCACAUAUCAGUGCCUACCAGUGCACAUCAAUGCCACAUAUCAGUUCCCAUCUGAGCUGCCUUUCAGUGUCACCCAUCAGUGCCACCUGUCAGUGCUGCCUAUCAGUGCCACCUAUCAGUGCCAGUCAGUGCCACCUAACAGUGCCAGUCAGUGCCAUAUAUCAGUGUUGCCUUUCAGUGCCCAUCAGUGAUGCCUGUCACUGCCCAUCAGUGCCACCUACCAGUGGCUCCUCAUCAGUG